Alternaria arborescens is the source of this 630-nucleotide messenger RNA. RefSeq lists its product as hypothetical. Gene Ontology annotation, cellular component: cytoplasm; nascent polypeptide-associated complex. The transcript is spliced from 3 exons. The record is from RefSeq and is a predicted model, not a curated record. Lineage: Eukaryota; Fungi; Ascomycota; Dothideomycetes; Pleosporales; Pleosporaceae. Gene Ontology annotation, biological process: protein targeting to membrane. The coding region runs from base 1 to 630 and encodes 209 amino acids.
AUGGCCAACCCCCGCAUUGAAGAGCUCCCCGACGAGCCCGAGAAGAAGAACGUCCAGAUCGAGGAGGAUGAGUCCAGCGACGAGUCUGAGGGCGAGGAGGGCGAGGUCAGCGUGCCCGCGGGCUCCUCCGUCGCUGUCCACUCCCGCAACGAGAAGAAGGCUCGCAAGGCCAUCGCCAAGCUCGGCCUGAAGCACAUCGACGGCAUCACACGCGUCACCCUCCGCCGACCGAAGAACAUCCUCUUCGUCAUCAACCAGCCCGACGUCUACAAGUCCCCUUCAAGCAACACCUGGAUCAUCUUCGGUGAGGCCAAGAUCGAGGACCUCAACUCCCAGGCUCAGGCUUCCGCCGCCCAGCAGCUUGCUCAGGCCGAGGCCGCAUCCCACGACCACGCCGGCCACGACCACGGCGACGAGGCCAGCAAGGGCAAGGGCAAGGCUGUCGAGGACAAGAAGGACGAGGAGGAGGAGGAGGAGGAUGACGAUGAGGAGAUUGACGACUCUGGCCUUGAGGCCAAGGACAUCGAGCUCGUCAUGCAGCAGGCCAGCGUUUCGCGGAAGAAGGCCGUCAAGGCCCUCAAGGAGAACGACAACGAUAUCGUAAACUCCAUCAUGGCGCUGAGCAUAUAG